AUGUCUUCGGUCCCUGACGCCAGAUACACCGGCAGGAUGGGAGAAGGUCUCACCGAGGCUCAACUUUACGAGCUCGCAAAGACGUACGCCGGAAGAAUGGCGCAAGGAGCCGACGUCGGGCCUCUCCGCGACAUGCCACAUGCGGAACUGCUGGCUAUCGGCAUGCAGGUCGAGGGCGAUCCGCUUGAUCAGCUCGAUGCUCUCAUCAAGCGACUGGGCUUCUACCCGCACCAACAAGAGCAGGUCAAAAAGGUCCUCGAGGUAGCUUUCCACACCUUCCUGGCAAUGCAACUGGUUUCGAGCGGUACCACCUGGCCAGCAACCUUCGACUCGUUUGAUCACGAAAACCUGACUAAAGCUAUGUCGGUCCUAGAUGCGCAUCCGCUGAUGCACAACCUGAUGCAUCCUCCGGCCUCCUUCUAUGAAGGUAUGGCGGACGUACUCAAGAAGGACCCGCAUCUGCCCAGCGAAGCGGUCUUGGAGACGGUCAGGCAGGGUGUCAGAGUGCGUGAAGAAGGUAUGCACCAAACCCUUGUCAAAAAGGCCUUGUCGAUGGCCAUACAACUUCAGUACACGACUGCUUCUCAAACGUGGCUCUCGGUGGAGAGUCAGCGAAAUGCCACCCACCGAAGCCAGUGGGAGCAGCUGCGUGGAAUGACGAGGAUCUAG
Messenger RNA from Pseudozyma hubeiensis SY62, 669 nucleotides. RefSeq lists its product as hypothetical. The transcript has 2 exons. NCBI's taxonomy places the organism in Eukaryota, Fungi, Basidiomycota, Ustilaginomycetes, Ustilaginales, Ustilaginaceae. The coding region runs from base 1 to 669 and encodes 222 amino acids. The record is from RefSeq and is a predicted model, not a curated record.